This is a messenger RNA of Musca domestica (house fly), 468 nucleotides long. RefSeq names its product histone H2B. The record is from RefSeq and is a predicted model, not a curated record. NCBI's taxonomy places the organism in Eukaryota, Metazoa, Arthropoda, Insecta, Diptera, Muscidae. Bases 48 to 422 code for a protein of 124 amino acids. Gene Ontology annotation, cellular component: nucleosome. The transcript has a single exon. Gene Ontology annotation, molecular function: DNA binding; structural constituent of chromatin; protein heterodimerization activity.
AGUGUUAAAAGUGUUUGUGUGAUUCAAAAAAAAAAUAAUAAGUGAAAAUGCCUCCUAAAACCAGUGGUAAAGCAGCAAAGAAGGCCGGCAAAGCCCAAAAGAACAUUACCAAGGGCGAUAAGUCGAAGAGACGUACCAAGCGUAAGGAGAGUUACGCUAUCUACAUUUACAAAGUGUUGAAGCAAGUCCAUCCCGACACCGGUAUCUCCUCCAAGGCCAUGAGCAUCAUGAACAGUUUCGUCAACGAUAUCUUCGAACGUAUUGCCGCCGAAGCCUCUCGUUUGGCCCACUACAACAAGCGCUCGACCAUCACCAGUCGGGAAAUCCAGACCGCCGUCCGUCUAUUGUUGCCCGGUGAAUUGGCUAAGCACGCCGUCAGUGAAGGUACCAAGGCUGUUACUAAAUACACCAGCUCCAAGUAAAUGUCUUGAUAUUUUUCAUUUUCAUGCGUCGAAAUACUACCUUAAA